GACGAAUAUCCUUUAGGUUGCCGUCCUAAGAAGCGAAGCGGACCAACGAAAUCAUCGUUAGUCGCAAGAAUUCCACCAAUAAGUGCGAGUAAAAGCAAAUUCCAGAUGGAAUUACUGCCACAUUUUGAGACGAGGCCUACAACGGUGCAGAAAAUCAUCGAUCCUUUUGUCGAUCUUGGUCAUCUAGUCAUCGUUGAUCGCGACAAUAUUGAAGGGGAUGCGUCAGAAAAGCUUUUAUCCCGAGCACGAAAUAAUGCACAGUAUCUAUUCAACAAAAUUUGGGAGCUGAACCGUAAACAUGUGGAAGAAGCGGUUAUGGCAGAACUUCCAAAAUCAUCGUUCAUUCUGCCAAGAGAGAAGAAGAUCCCUGAGAAGAAGGAACCCACAAAAUGGGAGAAAUACGCAGCAGCAAAAGGAAUCACCAAGAAGAAGAAAAACAAAAAAGUAUUUGAUGAGGCCACCAAAGAGUGGAAACCAACUUAUGGGUACAGACGAGGAAACGAUGAUACGAAGGACUGGCUCAUUGAAAUUCCUGAUAAUGCUGAUCCCAAUAAGGAUUAUUUUGCUGAAAGAGUCGACAAAAAGAAGGAGCGAAUCGCAAAGAACGAGACUCAACGGCUGAAAAAUAUGGCCCGACAGCUGGGUUCUACAGUGAGGAAAGGACCUUCUGUUGACCCUAGCAUUGGAUUGGGAGUAGCACCAGAGGAGAAAUCGAAAGAACAGCUACGAUUUGCUGUCGAUCGUGCAAAAGCUGCUACCGCUUCGGCGGGAAAAUUCCAGCGUUUGGCCAAGGGAGAGAAGGAAAAUGUCAAGAAAGGAAAGAAGCGAAAGUUCUUGCCUAAUGAAGCUGGCGGCGAGAAGGAGCACGAUUUGCAAAUCUGGGAGAAAAUCAAAAAGAAGAAGGCGAAGAUUAUCGAAGAAAAGGCUGCUGCUAUAGCCGGACCAUCGAAGCAAGAAAAGAAGGAGAAGAAAGGACAUAAACCUAUCAGACAAAAGAGUCAAAUACACCGACAGCAGUGGUUCAAGAAUAAAAAAUCGGAAAACAAGAAAACAAGAGGAAACGCAAGGAAGAAUAAAUAAGUACGUCGUAACUUACCACUUUUUUGAGAGUUUAUUGUUUGUGUUUUUUGUUGUAUUCCUGUACUUGAAAAUAUAACAAUUUAGCUUGUUGUUGAUUUAUUUGUUAUAAAGAGCAAUGAA
Cylicocyclus nassatus is the source of this 1200-nucleotide messenger RNA. The record is from the annotation of a GenBank genome assembly. NCBI's taxonomy places the organism in Eukaryota, Metazoa, Nematoda, Chromadorea, Rhabditida, Strongylidae.